UCUGUAUAUUAUUUUCAAUUGAGUGCAAAUGUCAGAUGACUCAUAGGCGACGAGGUAUUGCAUAUAUUUGCAUUUUCAUCGAACAUCCUCAGGAAUUAUGCGCAGUUUUAUGAUAAAUCCUGCUCACUUUGCAUACAGAUCUGAGUGUUUGUAAACCUGCUCCUUCAUGAAGUCAUAUCUCAAACAGCAGCUUCGGUGCCGUUUACAGAGUUAAUAAAGACAGUCAAUCAACCCGAAGAGCUGGUAAAACAUGACUUUGACCUUGGCAAGUGGGCCACAACACUUGUCUUUUAUUGGUCUGAUAAUUCAGUGACGGGCCAGGUGAUUUUUUAUAGGUAGAAGGAGCACGACUUAGAAUAUUGCUGAUGGAUUUUGUGGCCAGUAAGACACUCAAUAGUUUAUGGGCUGUGGGGCUGCAUGGGUUACAUCUGGAUGUAUAUAACAUAGAUGGGAUCAACAGAGCGUGCAUCAGUCCUUUUUCCUGUUGAAGAUAUCAGGACCAUCUCUAGAACAUCCCAUAGUAAUGAGUCUCCUGGCCUGGGCCGUACUUCUCGCACUGCUGGCCCACCCCAUUACAGAAUCAGCUGAAAUACCUUACCCAGAAUUAGAUAAGCCCAAAACGGGAAUUACAUUAUCAAUGGAGAAUAGAGGAGUUGGACCUGUGGAUGAGUUCUCUCUUUUGGAGCAAACUUUUACUCUGCAGAGUGGUCUCCGAUACUCUACUCUGGAAUCUGGGGAGAUCAACAGAAAUAGUGUCAGAACUACAGGCAAACUUCUGAAAGGGCUGAAAAGAGAGGUCUUACUGGAGAAACAGUGUCUGCAAAACCCUUUUAGUCAGCUACUGGGCAUUCACAAGCAGUUUAGAAAAAGAGGAGGGUAUGCAGAAUGUUUCUGGAAGUACUGUGUAAAACUGUCAUGUCAUGCAUGUGCUUAAUGUACACACAUACACACACAAA
Messenger RNA from Nerophis lumbriciformis (worm pipefish), 956 nucleotides. It is a transcript of the gene uts2a, whose product is annotated as urotensin 2, alpha. Gene Ontology annotation, cellular component: extracellular region. The record is from RefSeq and is a predicted model, not a curated record. Gene Ontology annotation, molecular function: hormone activity. Gene Ontology annotation, biological process: blood vessel diameter maintenance; regulation of blood pressure. Lineage: Eukaryota; Metazoa; Chordata; Actinopteri; Syngnathiformes; Syngnathidae.